Cynoglossus semilaevis (tongue sole) is the source of this 2915-nucleotide messenger RNA. RefSeq names its product zinc metallopeptidase, STE24 homolog (gene zmpste24). Gene Ontology annotation, biological process: CAAX-box protein processing. Gene Ontology annotation, molecular function: metalloendopeptidase activity. The transcript is spliced from 9 exons. Lineage: Eukaryota; Metazoa; Chordata; Actinopteri; Pleuronectiformes; Cynoglossidae. Bases 343 to 1746 code for a protein of 467 amino acids. The record is from RefSeq and is a predicted model, not a curated record.
UAUAGUAGGUGUUUCUAAAGGGGUAGAGUUCCUAGUUACACUUCGCCGACAGGCUCGCAAAUUCUAGCUUGAAUGGAAAGAUAUUAGCUGUAAAAGCCUCGAAUUAUGAUGGAAGCUAGAUGCAGACGUUUUGCGGCUUAAUGUUAGUCCGUAUCUGUUAAUUUAACGAGAGGAGACGCUCCCCGUUAUUUAGCUUAAGGGUGUUUCUGUUUGUUUUCUGUCAGAGCAGGAGCUAAGCAGCAGUUAGCCCGAAGCUACACCAGUGCAGCGAGUUAACGUUACCGUGGACGUUAGCCUGACGAUCCAUCUAUUCAUCUCUGCUCCAUUCACCACACAGCAAACAUGGUUGGGACUAUAUUUGACCUACCAGUGGAACUGCAGAUAUUCUACGCUGUAUUAGGAUUUUCAUGGACAGUUUAUCUUUGGGAGGCGUAUCUCUCUUACAGACAGCGGAGGAUAUACAGAUCAACCACACAUGUACCACAUGAGCUCGGAAAGAUCAUGGAUUCUGCAACUUUUGAAAAAUCACGUCUUUAUCAGCUGGAUAAAAGCAACUUCAGCUUUUGGUCUGGACUCUACUCAGAGAUUGAGGGAACGAUGAUCCUGCUCUUGGGAGGAAUCCCGUUUCUGUGGGCCUUCGCUGGUUCUGUGACAAAUCGUUUUGGAUUUGGCUCAGAGUAUGAGAUCACCCAGUCCCUCGUGUUUCUGACGCUUGCCACCCUGUUCAGUGCCUUGACUGGUCUUCCCUGGAGUUUGUACAAUACGUUUGUCAUCGAGGAGAAGCAUGGAUUUAAUCAGCAGACUUUGGGAUUCUUCCUUAGAGAUGCUGUGAAGAAGUUUGUUGUGACCCAGUGCAUCCUGCUGCCUGUGACCUCAUUGCUCCUGUACAUCAUCAAGAUUGGUGGAGACUACUUUUUCAUCUAUGCCUGGCUCUUUACUCUGGCUGUGUCUCUGAUACUCGUCACCAUCUAUGCUGAUUACAUCGCUCCGCUGUUUGACAAGUUCACUGUGUUGCCCGAGGGAAAUCUGAAGACUGACAUUGAGGCGAUGGCCAAGAGCAUAAACUUCCCGCUCACUAAGAUCUAUGUUGUUGAAGGUUCCAAGCGCUCGUCACACAGCAAUGCAUACUUUUACGGGUUCUUCAAGAACAAGCGCAUAGUGCUGUUUGACACGUUGCUGGAAGACUUCUCACCUUUAAAUAAGAACAUAGAGCCGCAGCCUGACCAGCCAGAGAGUGAGGAUACAAACGGUGAACCUAAAGCCAGACCCAAGAUCAAGAAACAAGGCUGCAACAAUUCAGAGAUCCUGGCUGUCCUCGGUCAUGAACUUGGUCACUGGAAACUUGGCCACACCAUUAAAAACAUCAUCAUCAGUCAGAUGAAUUCCUUCCUCUGCUUCUUUCUUUUUGCUGCUUUGAUUGGACGCAAGGAGUUGUUUGAAGCUUUCGGCUUCAAUGCCAGCCAACCCACAUUAAUAGGCUUGAUGAUUAUCUUUCAGUUCAUCUUCUCUCCGUACAACGAGCUCCUGUCCUUCUGUCUAACAGUUUUGAGUCGCAGGUUCGAGUUCCAGGCAGAUGAAUUUGCAUUACGUAUGGGCAAAGCCUCCGAGCUCUACUCAGCUCUCAUCAAGCUCAAUAAGGACAACCUGGGCUUCCCUGUGGCCGAUUGGUUGUUCUCCAUGUGGCACUAUUCCCACCCUCCCCUCCUGGAGCGCCUUAGAGCGCUCGGCAACGAAAAGCAGGACUGACGGGGCUGGAAGGGGGAGUGGCGUUCUCUACGUCCUCCUCCCAAGGGCCUCUGAAAACCGCUCCUGGCCCUGUAAUGCACCCCUGUCUCUCUUUUGUUUUUUUUAACCCACCGUCACCGCCCCUUAUUGUUUUAUCUGGAUUUUAGUUUGUUUUCUUGAUUUGCCGUCUUUCUAUUUUGUUCCCUUUCUAGUUUGUAUUAAACAAAACCAAAACAUAUCAGCACAAGGCAGCCGGGCGAUAUCAAAAUCUUUUAGUGACGACCGCUCCUUUUCUAGACACACUUAACAGGUUGGAGGGACACAUUUGGUCAUUGUGUGUUUUAGGAAACCAUCAUCAAAGCACAGAUUUCAUUGUGGAUAGUUUUUGAAAUGAUAGCUGUGGAGAUCUGAAAAGGAAAAGAAGAACAGAUUACAAAUCCUUGACUUCACUUUCACAGUUCAGUGAUAGUAUAAGGCAGUCAUUGAAGUAAAUAUUUUAUCUUGCAGUGUAAUGUCAUACACACCGAUAAAUAUUAAACACGUGACUUAUUAGAAAAUUUGUAACGAUACAUUUGGCCCAUUCACAGACUGAUAAUUCCAUUUGGUUUUUUUUAAGUUAUUUUUUAAUUUUUUGUAUUUUUUUAUUUAAUUUUAAUCCAUUCCCCCUGGGCGAGCUAAAGAGAGUACAUGUUCAGUCAUUAAAUUCCCGGCUUUGCCAGAGGACCGUCGUAAAUGCUUUAUUACACUUGAAAAGAAAGUGAGUGCCUCUAAUGAUUGCUGUUUGUUCAGAUGAUUGAAAUAUAAUGAACUGAGCAGUGCAGAAAAUUUAAUUUGACAUUAAGUUAGACUUCGUGGAUUAGGGGUGUUGUUUUACUUUUUUUGUUUUUUACAGCACUUGCUCGCCCGACAAGGGCGCAACAUACCUGUAUAUAUGUAACUUUGAUGAGUAGACUAUUGACCUAUGGAGUUAAUUGUUUAAAAAUGUGGAUUGAAACUUUAAGUUGCUAUGAUGUUUUUUAGUUUCUUCUCUUGAAUAUUGGGCUGGAGAGAGUGCAGGGCUGCCUGGAAAACAAAGUUUCCUUGGGCGACAUUGGGGAGGGGGAGUGCAGACCUUCUAUCACAACGAGUGAUUGGUUUAAAGAGGGAAUUGUGUACUUUGUUUGCAGCAUUGAAUAAAUUCCUUCAAAGCA